CCGGCACAGCCAGGUGGUAAAGAAGUGGGCACUAGGGCAUCCUGCCAUCAUGGGGGCAGAGGAUCGCCCCCAGUGCUUCUUUGAUAUCGAAAUUAAUCGAGAACCAGUUGGUCGUAUCAUAUUUCAGCUUUUCUCUGAUGUAUGUCCAAGGACUUGCAAAAACUUCCUUUGUCUAUGCACAGGUGAAAAGGGAAUUGGGAAAACAACUGGAAAAAAGCUUUGCUACAAAGGUUCAACUUUCCACCGCGUGGUUAAAAGCUUCAUAAUUCAAGGCGGAGACUUUAGCGAAGGUAACGGAAAAGGAGGCGAAUCUAUUUACGGAGGAUACUUCAAAGAUGAAAACUUUAUUUUGAAACACGACCGAGCCUUUCUCUUGUCAAUGGCAAACAGAGGGAAACAUACGAAUGGUUCCCAGUUUUUCAUAACUACGAAGCCUGCUCCUCAUCUUGAUAGCGUCCAUGUCGUCUUUGGACUUGUCAUUUCUGGUUUUGAAGUCAUAGAACAAAUCGAAAAUCUGAAAACUGAUUCUGCCAGUAGGCCGUAUGCCGACGUGCGCGUCAUUGACUGUGGGGUCCUGGUUACCAAAUCGGCAAAGGAUGUGUUGGAGAAGAAGCGGAAAGCAUGGAGUCACUCAGAAGCUUCCAAUAGCUCCUCCAGCAGCACAUCCACGUCAUCGGAAUCGUCUUCCGACAGCGAAUAUGAAAAUGAGCGAAGCAGAAGGAGGAAGAGGAAGAGGAGGAACAAAGCUAAACAAUCCAGGAAACGAAGACGGGAAGAGAGGAAAAAAGAGGAAACAAAAAACAAACACAGGUCAGUCUUCCAUUCUGAUCGGAGCGAAACAAACGAAAAAUCAGCGGACCUGAGUGUGAAAAGGGAUAAACCGGUCGUCCGUCCGGAAGAAAUACCUCCCGUGCCGGAAAACAGAUUCCUGCUUAGAAGAGACGCACCCAUUAUAAAUACAGAGCCAGAUCUGAGAAACAUUGAUGCAGGACCCGCUUCGGGCAACCAGAAGCCGUCGGUGUCAAAAUCUGGAAGAAAAAUCAGAGGGAGAGGCACAAUAAGAUACCAUACGCCAUCUCGCUCGUGCACGGAAUCGGAUAACAAUGGAAGCAGUGAAACACCGCCCCACUGGAAGGAGGAAAUGCAGAGAUUGAGAACUUAUAGGGCGCCCAGCGGAGAAAAGUGGAGUAAAGGAGACAAGCUGAGCGACCCAGGACGGUGGGAUGAAAGAAGUCUAUCCCCGCGGUCUCGUUCUUGGUCCCACAAUGGCUUUUCAGACCUCAGUACCGCUCAGCAUGUCAGUCACCGGAAAAAACACCGGAAAGAGAAAAAAGUGAAGCACAAGAAGAAGGCCAAAAAGCAGAAGCACUUGAAGAAGCACAAACAAAUGAAAAAGAAACAGACUCCUUCCACUGAGUUAGAAUCCUCUCCUUCUUCUACCAGAAGGAAAAAAUCGUUGCGUGACCAGGAAAGAGCAUCGCGUUCUUCCUCCCUGACAUCUAAAGAUGAUUCUUCUAGAAGAGCCUGGUCCAAAUCCGACAGAGACAAGCGGAGCUCGGCCUCUCUCUCCAGCAGAGAUUCUCGCUCAUACUAUAAGUCUCGAUCCCAAACUCGGUCCGGGUCCAGAUCUUAUUCCCGAAGUUCUCAGUCGAGAAACACUCGCAUGUCCUCGCAGUCAAGGAGCCAGUCAAGAUCCAGUUCCACCUCGAAGCCGGUCAAAACAGUCUCCAACUCGCCCAAAAAUGUGGUGGCUCAUUUAAAGGAGUGCAAGCUGAUCUCCGUUGAACCGGUACGAACAGCGUUACCCCAAAACGAUAAACUCACUAUUCAGCCCGUGGUCGCCGAAAGCCUUCCAGUCAUCCCGCUGAGCGAUAGUCCCCCACCUUCCAGAUGGAAACCAGGGCAAAAACCGUGGAAACCAUCUUACGAGCGGCUUCAGGAAAUGAAAGCCAAGACCACUCAUCUACCACCUGCUCAGAUGAGUUACAGUUUAAUCAGCAUCAAAGACCCCGGCUCCUCCUCUUCCUAUCCUAAACAGCAAAAGAGCUCGGAGAGCGACCGGAGCCGUUACUCCAAAAUCCAGAGCAACAGAAGUUCAGGCAGCUGGUGGAAAUAUAGCAGCAGGACUUCACGAAGUCGGUCCUCCUCCAAGUCCUCCUCAAGAUCAAGAAGCCCAUCCAGUUCGAGAUCCCAAUCCACCGUGAGAUCCCGUUCGGGGAAUCCCUUCCCCAGCGACCAGUCGUGCUACAGCGGAUCCUCCUCUUACUUUUCGCUCAGCGAGGACGACCGGCAGAAAAGCCGGGCAAAAUUGGGAUCCCGUGAGAGAAAUUCCGAGCUGUCCAAGAAAAGGCAGAGCAGUUCGGAAAGCACGCUUCCCUACGUGAAAGGCGUGAGCUCAUUGAAGCCUAGGAGUGCAAGCAGAUCCUCCGUCGAGUCCUCGAUCGAUAGUGAAAAAUUGACUCCAUCCCAGCCCGCCCAAGAAAAAGAACAGCCGAGAUCUGAAAAAGUGGGCCGAAAGCAAAAUAAAAGAAGCUCGGGUUGCAACCAGCACGAAGAGAAACCUCGGCCUGGGCAGGAUAGCAACCGUUCCAAACAAAAAGUUUCGAAAGAGAAACCUGAGACUCUCAGAAGCAGCCGGAAAGCUAAAACGAAAAAGUGUGCGAGCGACGAGUGGGAUUCCGAAUCGAAUUCUGAAAGAGACGGGACCCAAGGCGAGAAAGAAAACUCGAGACUCUUGUCUGCAAAAGAGGAAGGCGAGGCCUCGUCGGACUCCGAUACGGAUCCCUGCCCGCCCAUCACACACAAGUCGAAAUCAGAACCCGUCCCAGAUACGUCGAAAGGGAACAAGCAUCCUUCCUCUUCAGACACGGAGACUUCCGAUUCCGGUGCGGGUUCCAGGGACAAAUCCCGGAAGCCGAAGCGAAGUUCCAAAAAGUCCUUCCGAAAAGUCCAUGGCAAAAAGGCGAAAGAAAAAUCCAAAAAUAAAAAGGAGAAGAAACACAAGGCCGAAAAACGUAAAGAGACAUUCCAUUGGCAGCCCCCCUUAGAGUUUGGAGAAGAGGAAGAGGAGGAGGAGGUCGUUGCCAGAAAACCUGGAACGAAAGAAGAACGAGAGAAACACGCCAAAAAGGAAGCAAAAGUCAAAAACAAAGACCAGGAUUCCAAAAGUGAUAAAACACUCAAAGACCAAGCGAAGGAUGAUCGGACGUCCCAUGAAGAACCUGCCCUCUCAAAGAGAGGAGCAAAUCAGGCCUCAUCCGCUAGUCAGUUGAAUAAACGCAGUGAGGAAAAAGCUAUUUCUUCAACUCCUGUACCAAAUUCAAAUAAAAGCGUCUCUGUUUCCAAAAAUCCCACCGCAGCUCAGGAGAAUAACAAAACCGGGCCGGAUGCCGUACAGAUAGACGAUAUGGAGAUCUGUACUCCGGACCAUAAUUCGCCCGUAAAAGUGAAUCUGGAACUUUCUCCAGUAAGCCUCAAAUUAAAUUUCCAAGACAUUAAAGCCAGCACAAGCUCCCGGGUGCCGAUUAGCACCGCAAGCCGGAACGUAAGACAAGCCGUUGAUGCGAAAGGGCUAACUAGCCUCCAAGAAGGAAACCAAGAGCGAGACCGGGAAAAACCGAAAGCCUCCACCAGCGUUGAAACCGUGGUGAAGAUGGAAGUUUCUGAAAGUAUAUCAAGCAGUCUCGGGGACAAUAAGUGGAAACCGCUACAGGGUGCUGGGAAUCUGCAGUUCACCGUAUCCGCCAGCAACAUUGUCGAAAUGAAAAACUUGGCUGCCGGCUCCUCGGAAUCCAAACCUCCGGGUUUAAGGAUCGAGAUUAAAAGUAAAAACAAGAUUAGGCCGGGCUCCCUGUUUGAUGAAGUCAGGAAGACGGCGCGUCUGAAUCGGAGGCCACGGAACCACGAGAGCUCGAGUGAGGAAGAUUCUGCGACCCCAGAGGACAGCCAGUCCAGAAGUCGGAGUCGCUCACGGAGCAAAUCGGAUGUUAAAUCCAGGCACCGGACAAGAUCUCUGUCUUACAGUCACUCACGAAGCCAGUCGAGGAGCUCCACGUACUCAUAUAGAUCCCGGAGCUACUCGAGAAGUCGGAGCAGAGGGUGGUACAGUCGUGGUCGCUCAAGAACCCGAAGUAGCUCUUACAACAGUUGCAGAAGUGAUAGUCACACUUACAGUCGGAGCAGAUCCAGAAGUAAUUCUUACACUCACCGGAGUCGGUCAAGCAGAUCCUACACAUAUGACAGUUACUACAGCCGGAGUCGUAGCCGUAGCAGAAGAAGUGACAGUUACCACCGCUCUCGUAGCUACGACCGACGUUCCAGAUCUUACGGUUCCGACAGCGAAAGUGACCGCAGCUAUUCUAAUUGCCGAAGUCCCAGUGAAAGCAGCAGAUACAGCUGAGAGCCCGACCGGUUGAGCAUAGCGAAUUAUAAUUAACAGAAAGUUUUUGUGUCCGUAGCCUGCAUCGAGGUUUUGUUUUUUCGUUUUCUUCUCAAUGUCUACGUAAAACUUAAUCGCUGCCAACAAAGGCAGAGCCUUAUUUAAACUUAACACAACCUUUUUUGUACACUCUUAUUGUGGCGAUCAUUUUGUGUUGCCCGGAGUUCCGUUUCAAAACUAUAGAUGAUAACGGUUGACGUGCAAUCUUAAGCCCGGUCGUUGUUUUUCCGAAGGAAAUUUGCUUGGUAACCAUGAAACUGUGAAGAAUCAUAGGAAUCUCACCUGCAGUCUACCUGCUUCAAACAUUGCCCUUAAAUGCCAAAAUAAUGGUUCGUUGAUAUCUUGACACCCCAGAAAACGGUGACACUACAGAUCCAGGAAGAUCUUGGAUCUGUAAUGUUCAGGAAGAUCCCGAAAGUUCCUAACUUAAAGAGAUCAUUCACCACUACAGUUUGAAUUCUGGGAGUUAGAUUCAUCCCUUGCCUGGAAAAUGUCAUGUAUAUUUGGAUUCCAGGAGUUAAAACUGGUUACCAUCCUGUUUCUUAAUCAGUUUUACCUAAUACACCCUUGCAGGUGUAAUCCAGGUGCCGAUAGUUAACUUUGGUGUCUGAACUCCAAGCGAUGCUAGACCACAUUGAGUCUCCGUUCUCUAUCCAGUGAAGAAGCAAGAACAAUGUUCUCCUUGUUUCUGACAUUAGCUGUGUUGGCUUUUCCCAUGGUCUUCUGACUCUGGAUUUUCAUCAUGUCUGGAUGUGCUAACAUUUCUAACUUUCUACUAUCGCUGUCAGAUCUGCAAGUCUGCUGAUGAGUAUUGGCAAAGAUAGCAAGCUGUAAAUUUAUUUCAGAGAACUAACUUUCAGGAACAAUCAAAUUUUGUUCCCGGGUUUAGAUUCAGCAGGUAAAAAUUCAUUUUGAAAUCGAAAUGUCGGGAUCUACACAAAAUUUUCAUAUUGGAUAAUUAACUUUUUUUUUUAAACAGCAGAAAUAACACUCUGUUAUUUAGUGGUCCAGGGAUAUGCCGACUCUUUAUUAUCUGUUAAUGCCGAUCCUGAAUUUGUUAAAUUUCUACGAUGCCAAAAUGCUGCGUAUUUCGUAACAGGGUGGCGCAGAGCAUUUUCCUUGGACCUGCUUCAGCCCCCAAAUUUGUGACUUGAGUUUGAGGUUGCCAUUUUGAAUUCACGGGGAAAAAGACCACACACAAAUUUUCAAAGCAGCCCGUUUCAUUUUCAAAACAGUUUGAAGGAUUUCUUAGACUCCCCGUUUCAACUUUUUAUUAGGAGCCAAAAUGUACAGUUGAAAUGAUCUUUUUUUUUCCCUUUGAUGCAAUUAAAAAUACGAAUCACUUAAG
This is a messenger RNA of Protobothrops mucrosquamatus (brown spotted pit viper), 5786 nucleotides long. It is a transcript of the gene NKTR, whose product is annotated as natural killer cell triggering receptor. The coding region runs from base 50 to 4399 and encodes 1449 amino acids. Gene Ontology annotation, biological process: protein folding; protein peptidyl-prolyl isomerization. The transcript has 17 exons. Gene Ontology annotation, cellular component: nucleus. The record is from RefSeq and is a predicted model, not a curated record. NCBI's taxonomy places the organism in Eukaryota, Metazoa, Chordata, Lepidosauria, Squamata, Viperidae. Gene Ontology annotation, molecular function: peptidyl-prolyl cis-trans isomerase activity.